Molecule: messenger RNA, 3351 nt
Organism: Panicum virgatum (switchgrass)
Lineage: Eukaryota; Viridiplantae; Streptophyta; Magnoliopsida; Poales; Poaceae
Exons: 8
Coding region: 1847-2644 (265 amino acids)
Source: RefSeq, a predicted model, not a curated record
CCCCGCCUCCCGCAGCCGGCGCCAAUGUGGCAGGGUGUUCCUCGCCGGUCACGGGCCUGAGUUCGAGGGGGCGGCAGGGCGGGCCAGGGAGGGGGCGGCGCGACCGGGUGCCGCCGACUGCCUCGGUCGUCCUCAACCAGCAGGGAGGGGGUUGCGGCUGGAGGCCACGGGUGCGGCGCUCGUCGGGCUGCGUUGGAGGAAGGCGGGAGGAGCCGAGGGUUUUAGUUGAUCGACCUCGCGGGAGCGUUCCUUGGCUUCGGUUUCUGGGUGGAUGUGGGUACAUAAUGGAGGCAGGGGGGUUGCGAGCUGUGGAGGCUGCAGAGUGGGUUGCUAAUUAUUGUAACCCCCGAAUGGAUUGCCUCCUGCUGCAUCAGCGCCUAGGCUCCUACGGUCCUACUCCAUGAAAUGAGUUCUUCAACAGGAUUGAUUAGGCCAUGGAUGUCAACUAGCAUGUGGUUUUGGUAUUUUGGCCCUUUCUCUCUCACUCAUGCAGUGCAUAUCCAUCAUGCCUAGGCUCUUCUGCCAGGUUGCUCGCACCAUUAGCCUUUUCAUAGCUUAUUUUACUGCUGCUGCUUGUGGUUUGGGUAGGCUCACGAACUUCUAGCCUCUUUAAUUCACUACUACAGUCAGGCAGAUGAAUACGAAAGAUGCUGCUGCAAUGAUAAUUAGUUGAAGUCAAUUUUCUCUCCCUCCUCUGUAACAACGCCUGCUGUAUAUGCCUCUGAUGAUCUUCAUUCACUGAGCUGUCAAUUUAAUCUCACAACUUUGGAUCGUUAGUGUGUAACUCUGAAUUAUUAAUGAAGCUUCUUUUUCCUCCUUUGUAUUUGGUUUGAGGUUGCAUCUGCAUUGACCAUUAUAUUCAGGGGCAAUGAGGAUGGUAAGUAAUAAACUACUAGUCUACUAAUCAUCAUUUUUGUCUAUAUGUUCUGCCAUUUCUCAAUCAUGCGUGCAUGCCUUCUGUUUGUGUAUGCCGUUGAUCUUGUGGUCUCCUUACAGGCUGCCUGCCCUGCAUUGUCAACGACAUGCUGCAGCAGUUUGCUGUUACUUUGAUAGAGCUAGCAGGAAGCAUGUUGUCAAAAAUAUCGGAGGUUACCAGAUCUCUGAUCAGUAAUCCUGUUUGUCUCAUUGCAUUCAUUAUCUUUCUGUGGGGGUAGCAGAAGAUUGAAUGCAUGUCUGUCCAAUACAUCCCUUCAUAUAAAUUUGAUUGGAAUGUGAUUUGCAUUGAUGCGCGGAUGAAAGAUCAUGGAAAAAAAAUUGAACAACUGGGGAAUGCAACGUAGCUUUGCAUUCUAGGAGGGUGCCACUGAGAUAAAGCCCGAUGGCAAGUAAGCCGGCCCCAUGGCUUACUGCUAGCUCAACUUGCAUACAGCAAGGGGUGAGCAAGCAUUAUAGCUCACCAUAUGCCAUGGGGACACGAACACUCAUAUUUGAGAUGACAAGGAGGCCCAGCUCCAGCAUUAGGAGGCACUGUACAAUUCCAAGGGAUGUUGCCCAACCCCUGCCUUUUCUGUAGGACGGGCAAACUGUCAUCUUGCACUUUGGGUGACCACCCGGUUGAUGAUUGUGUUCUAACUUCUAAGUAACACUAUAUGCUCGUGCAAUUUCUUGGUAGCUACAUAGCAAAAUCGUUUUCUUUUUGUAAUGUGUCAUACUAUUACAAGUGGUUUAGUUAGACAUAGGAUCUGUUUGAAAACUUAUUAUUCCUUUCAUUAAUAUAACCUGUGACCAUAACAUAGUUACCGAAUUACUUUGAAGAUAUGAUGUAUUUUUCAAUUACUUUGAAGAUAUGAUGUCUUUUUCAGUAACUUAUUUAUUGCUUAUGUUCAGGAUUUGGUACUGCUAAUAAAUGGAUCCUUCUCAAGCUCUAUCAGUUGGUGGAUUAACUCAACUUGAGGUAAUUGGACAAAGAUCUAUAAUGAUUUUUGAUCCUACACCCUUGCCAAUGAGUGAGCCAUCAAAACUGUUUUACUACCGUGGAGCUGUUAGAUCGGGGAAUUUGGAUAAUCAAUUGAGGGCUUGCAAUGCAACCAUUUUCAAACUUAAUGAAGAAGAGCAUGCUCCUGAAUUGUAUGCUAAUCUUACUCAAGUUGAUCAUCCAUGUGUGAUAAAAGCUCUAGGAUUUGCUAAUAGAGUUGAGGAGGACAUCAACUGUUCAUAUUUGGCACUUACUCCAUUUAAUACAACAUUCGAUGCUUACACUAAAAAAGACACUGGAGCUGAUCAAAAUGGAAGAUUAACCGAGGAUUUCAUUACCUUGAUCAAUGAUAUCAUCGAUGGUUUAGAAGAAUUACACAGUUUGGGAUACUACUGUCCAGAUCUUAAAUGUAAUUGUGUUGCGGUUAUUAGGCAGUCUGGCUCGAUAAGUGCGAAAAUAUGGAAGUUUGAUAGAUGCGAUCCAGGAAUGGAAGAGGAGCAAAAGAAUGGUGAUUGGUUGAGGCUUGGGCAACUGAUUAAUUCAGUAUCAGCCAAUAAGGAGGUGUUGAAUCUUGUGAGGAAGAUAGGAAAUGGCAGGCUAAAAGGAAAAUCCAUUAUGAAGGAGACUGCAUUAUUGACUGUGAGGAAAAAGUUUGACAAUGUUCUCGCUUUCUACCUCCAUAUAUCUGUACAUUGUCAGAAAAAGCCAAAUCAAAGUCAACAAGAAUGACAAUGACUUGAAUGUAUCUAAGCUAUGUGCAGCUAAUCUGGAGGAUGAUUUGGAUAGGAGAUUGCAUUGGACAACGCCUGGAUGGACGCAAGGGCUAGGACGUGGUGUACCAAUUUCAACAAAAACAUUAAGAGGAUUUGUAAAUCAGAUAAGGAUUUUUAUUGAGCAUGAGAUUUUUUAUAUUCCUGAGGAGAUGACCCGCAGUUUGACUUUCAAAGAGCUAUCGGACGGCAAGAAAAAGCAGGAUCUCGAGCAUCAGCUUCAAGGUGAAUGUUGUGGAAAGAUAUUUCGAGCUGUGCAGAAGCUUGUGGCAGAAUUGAAACUAGAAUACUGAAUAUUGCCAAGACUUAUGUUGGAGAACUGGAGGAAAGAGGUUCACAGGAUGAUUUUUGGCUCUGAUCCCUAAGCCGGCAGCUGAUGUGAUUGAAACAUGAUUUUAAUCUUUUUUGUUGCUUUCUAUUCAAGUUAGACCUUUUGUUUUGUUUUUGCAAACAAGUAAGAGCAUUGCGAGCUUUAUUGUGUUUUGAUAUUUUGAUCAUAUAUAGGAUAGGUUAUUGAACCUUUAGUAUCUGCUCUUAGAAGUGAUCAAAGGAGGCAUUUCCCUUGCUAUCUGUUCGUGAUUCAGCAGAGGCCAUGUAAAAUUGCACAAUCACUGGGAUUUACGGACAUCUUAUGUUUUGUUGAUGGAUUAUGGUUUUUGGGUGGUA